Fulvia fulva is the source of this 486-nucleotide messenger RNA. RefSeq lists its product as uncharacterized. Lineage: Eukaryota; Fungi; Ascomycota; Dothideomycetes; Mycosphaerellales; Mycosphaerellaceae. The transcript has a single exon. The record is from RefSeq and is a predicted model, not a curated record. The coding region runs from base 1 to 486 and encodes 161 amino acids.
AUGUACCAAGCCUUACUGGAAACCCAAAUCGGCUGUGCGAUUGGCAUCGAGGACGAAAGUUUCCUGACUACCGUAACGUUAGCAUUCAGCAGGAUGAUGUUCGACUUCGACCGUGAGCGCAAAGGGCAGCACAUCAUCGUGGUCGAUGGGGAUGAUACUGUCUGGCGGUACGAUGAGAAAAUUCACAAUAUCUGUACAAGACUUGGGAUUGAUCCGUCUUGGGUUGUGGAUCAUGGGUGGGAGCCGGUUUCGGAUGAGGAGUUUGAGAGGCCGGGGUUGCGGAUGCAGAUGGCGCGUGGUUUGCUGAAGGGUUUCCAGCAGACGACGGGGGUGAAGAGGCCGGGUGGGGAGAGGCAGGUUGUUGAUUUGGAUGUUGAGCAGGUCAAGUGGAGUGAGAAAUAUGGUGAGGCGGUGGCGAAGCAGCUCAGACGUAGAGUCGAUGAUGAGAUGGCGGAUUGGGAGUAUUUAGUGCAGUUCAAGAUCUAG